Molecule: messenger RNA, 3054 nt
Organism: Acyrthosiphon pisum (pea aphid)
Lineage: Eukaryota; Metazoa; Arthropoda; Insecta; Hemiptera; Aphididae
Exons: 4
Coding region: 962-2986 (674 amino acids)
Molecular function (GO): zinc ion binding
Source: RefSeq, a predicted model, not a curated record
GUUCAGUACGAUAUCUUACACCAACUCCCAUCAGCUACUACUGUAAUUAAUGGCAUUCCAUCGGUGUCUACUUCUCCAUUUUUUAUAGCAAGUUCUGCUUCAUCUUUAGCCGCAUUAUCCAUUGCUUUUAACGCAGCUAUUUCGUAUCCUUUGCGAAUCUGAUCAUGCUCAUUUUGGUACGUUUUGUGAUUUAAAGUAGGUAGUUAUUUCUAUUGCAGACAUAAUUUCUUGUAAUUAACUGAAACCACAUCCAAUAUUCAAUGUACCUAUUACUGCCCAAGUAUUUAUAGCUAUAAGAUCUUCGUUUUCGGACGAUAUAGUUUUUUUAAUAUUACACAUGCAACAUUUGAAGCUAAAAAAUGAUUUUAGGCCAAGCUUUCUUUCACCAAUUAAUAUCAUAUUUUUUAAUCCACAGUCAAGUGGUUUGUGGUUAUCAAUACUUUUGAUUUCUUGAAAUAAGUGUGAUAUAUUUACUAAUCUUCUUCCACAAAUUUCUAUUUCCAUACUAUUAUUUUGGAGUAAUGAUGUACUACUUUUUUCAUAAAUUGGCGAUAAAUGUGCAUCUGAGUUAAGAAAAGAUGAAGAAUCUAUAAAUCUUUUUUCUUUAGGUGAAGAAGUACCGAAUAUAUUAUUUCCAUCAACAGUUAAAUAUGAAACAUCAUGUCAUCAUGUACAUUGUUCAACGGUACAGCCAAUUUCAUAUCCUCUGGCGUAAACGUAUUUGAAUAUUUUCCAUGGAUGUUUUCUUUUACAGCAGUUGGGAUGUAAUAUUUAUCAAUACCAUGCUGACUUUAAAUGAGUUAUAAUUUUUUUAUAGUUUAGAUCUUUAGUACCUACGUUUUUAUUAUUUGUUUCCAGGAAAAAGUUUGUAUGUCAGCACAGCUCCUUUCGUAAAGUUUCCAGAGAAGAAAAUAAAAAAGGGAACUCAAAAAAUGCUAACUGUUUAGCUUCUGUAACAUGUAUGGUAAAAUUAGAUACUCAUUCUACACGAAAAGUUGAUCCCUAUAUUAAGGAUGGGUUAUAUGGUGUAAUAAGAAUUAAAAAUAAACAUAACCAUAGUAUUGAUACUGCUGAAACUUUACGCUUUUUACCAGCAGAUAAGAUACUUAAAAAUACCUUUUUCGAGUAUUUUAACGAUAAUAUGGGUAUAACUGAUGCAAUUAAUUGUCAUGAGCGCAUUUUAGAAUUAAAAGAAAAUUUUUCACUGGAAGUCUUGGCUAAUGGAUCUAUUAAUCCAACUUAUAGAACUGUCCAAAAUUGGCACAAUGAAUGGAGGUUGGAAAAUUUAGGUCCACGGUCUGGAUCAGGUUUGAUUGAGAAAAUAAUACAAAAGAUUGAUGUAUACAAAGAGAGAAAUGUGAUAGUUAAGUUCAAGGAAGAUCCAUUUGCAUUAGUUAUUAUUACCCCACUUAUGCAACGAGCCCAUUCAUUAAAGUCAUCUAGUAACAUUGUAUUUGUAGACAGUACAUCUGCCUGUGAUGCAGACAAUUAUUCUAUAACAUUUAUGCUUACUCCGUGUGCUGCAGGUGCAGUUCCAUUAGCAAUAAUUAUUACAAAAGGUCAGACAUAUUCAGCAUAUAACACUGGAUUUCAGUUAUUAAAAGAAUGUGGUAUAAAUUGCUUUGGUGGUGUUGGUUGGCCAAAAAUCUUUAUAACUGAUAAUGCUGCAGCUGAAAUAAAUGCCAUUGAAAACAACUGGCCGAAUAGUAUCCAUUUACUAUGCAUUUUCCAUGUUUGUCAGGCUGUUUGGCGUUGGGUCUGGGACUCAAAGAAUAGCAUACCGAAAGAGAAGCGACCAAUAAUUAUGAAGAGUUUUCAAUCUAUUUUAUAUGCUGAUACAGUUGAUUCUUCAGAGAAAUGUUUUAAUGAUAGUAUUAAAAACUCUGAAUUUCCAAAAUGGUCAAGAUAUUUAAAUGAACAUUGGCAAACAAGACACAAAUGGUGUUUGGCAUGGCGUGAUGAAUCAACUAAAGGUCAUCACACAAACAACUAUUCAGAAAUUACUGUUCGAAUUUUUAAAGACACUGUUCUUUCAAGAGUAAAAGCAUACAACGUCGUAGCUUUAUUAGAUUUCACGUGCACAGUAUUAGAAGAUCAUUAUUGUAGGCGCUUAAUGGCUUUUGCUAAUUGUAGACACACUAAAAAUAGAACUGCUAGAAUCUUUUUAGAUUCAUUAAUAAAAAAAGCAAGUACAAUACAAAAAGCUCAUAUAGUAUCUAAAUCAGAAUAUGAGUAUUGUGUACAGAGUGAAAAAGAUUCUUCAUGUACUUAUGAAGUAAACAUUAUGGGAGGUUGUUGUUCAUGCCUUUCUGGUAAAUUUGGUAAAUUCUGUAAACAUCAGUGCGCUGUUUAUAUUCAUUUUGAUGUAAUUUCAAAAAGUUUCCCUCCAGUUACCCCAAAAGAUAGAUACGAAAAUGCUAUUUUAGCCCAGGGGAAUGUAUCUAUCUCACCAGAUUUCUUCCAGUCAUUUUUAUCGGUAAAUAAUUGUUCUCAAAUUGAUGCACCAAAAGAAAGUACUGAUUUUCUAAAUUAUUCUAAUACUAAUGAGCCAGAUUAUUCACACCAUAAAGAUAAUAAUGUACCAAAUGAUUCUGAAAUUAUAGAAAAUAAAGAGACAAAAAAUAAAUCAAUACAUUGUAUUAUAGAUUUAAUCAAAUCUAAAGACUCAAUGUUUGGCUCAUCCACUGCAGGGUUGAAUAUUUUAGAGUCUCGUUUGAAGAAGAUAACAACCGAAGGACAGUGGCAAUCGUUUUUGCAUACUGCUGGAAAUUCAGCUGUGGCUUUGCGAAAAAGACCUGGUGCAAAAAUUAGAGUCCAGCCAACAUCUAUUGCAAGGAGAUUACCCAGAGUUACAAAAGGAAGUAAACGUCUACCAUCAGGUCGUCCAGCAAAUGGUGAAAUUAACACCAAAAAAAGAAAAAAAAAUCUUGGUGCUAAUGUUCAAUUGAAUGUGCCUAAUGCAAAAUCACAUGGGCACAAUCAUUAAAUAUAUAAUGAGUUUAUUAUUUUUUUAAAAAUAUGAUAUGGUUUUGAUUAAAAUAAUUAUUAUAGGUA